GCGCAGCAGCCAGAGCGAGUGGGGACAAGCUCGCUGCACACCGGGUAUCUCGACAGGGACCCGAGGCUGCAGGACUGCUCCGAGACGCUGCUGUGGCCGCGCCGCCGCCGGAGGACGCGGAGGACUCGCGGGCCACCCGCCCUCCGUGCGCUCCGUCACCAGGCACUGAGCAGAGACCCCGGGCUGCGGCUGCACUCGCCGGGUACAUCUCACCCCCGCCACAGCCCCAAGGCGCCCGGUACCUGGAGCUCACUGGAGCUGGGGGUCCGAGCUGAGAGGGCUGCUUGCUGUAAAGCCGCAAGACGACUCAGUGAUUGGGACUGGGACCUCUGUCCUACUGGAGACGGCGAGAAGAGGCGCCGGCACAGAACUGUCCAGCUCCGAGUGCUGGGGUCCGCCGGCCCGCGGGGAAGGCAGCUGAGCGCGGAGGCGAGUGAGCCGACACGUCGCGGGGUCUCUGCAGCCCCUGCUGGUCCCAAGGCACCGACUCCCGGUCAGUUCUGCGCGGCGGGGCGGGAGGGGCGCGCCAUGGAUGCGCCGGGUCGCGCCACUCUGCUGGAGGAGAAGUGAGGCGAUCCGGCUGGGGUCGGUGGGACCCGCAGGCCAUGUACGGCGACCUAUUCAACGCCACGGGUGGUCCCGAGGCGGCAGUAGGCAGCGCGCUGGCGCCAGGAGCCACGGUCAAGGCAGAAGGUGCUUUGCCACUGGAGCUGGCCACUGCGCGCGGUAUGCGGGACGGUGCCGCCACAAAGCCCGACCUGCCCACCUACCUGCUGCUUUUCUUCCUGCUGCUGCUCUCGGUGGCGCUCGUCGUCCUAUUCAUCGGUUGCCAGCUGCGCCAUUCGGCCUUCGCAGCUCUGCCCCACGACCGCUCGCUGCGCGACGCUCGCGCGCCCUGGAAGACGCGGCCGGUGUAGUGUGGGACUGAGCUAUCGCCGCCGCCUGGAGGUCUGUCCUGACCACGCCAAGACAGCCAGCUUGAGCCGGGUUGGGAGGGCAUGACUCCGGGGGUCGCUGGCCCAUGGGAACACCGCGCCCUGACCCAAAGACCAUUCCUGAACUAGAGUGGCAACCCGGGGGAAAGGGAGACCGAGGGGUCGGGAGGCUGUGUAGGGUCUCAAUUCCAGUACCUUGUAGGUACCGUCGUUCUGAUCCCCUGGCCUAAUCCCCUUCCUGACAGAGCGACCAGUCGGAAAACCUUCCUGAAAGACUGCGCGCCAGCCCCAGCGCAGGAGGCUUGCUCACCUUAUCCUGACCUCUUUACUUGGCACACGGAAGAGACAGGACCCAUGAGCGUGCAACUAGCCUGGAGUUGCACGCCUCUCUUGCUCCUUGACACCGAGAAGGACCCCACUAGGAUCCAAGUGGGAACUCACCUGAACUUUGGGAGGUUGGCGGUCGGGGGCCGCGUCCCCCAGGGGAAAUGACAGGACAAGGGGUUUCAGUGGAUCCUGCCCAGGUCUAAGGACCCAGUUCCUUAUUUGCACACGGGCAGUGGGAGGUCGGAGGAGAGGCGCAGGGUCCCACCGCUGUCGGGGAUACAGGUCUUACAUCUUUAUGGGCCGCAUUUCUUUAAUAAAAACUUACCCAAUUAGACC
Saimiri boliviensis boliviensis (Bolivian squirrel monkey) is the source of this 1598-nucleotide messenger RNA. NCBI's taxonomy places the organism in Eukaryota, Metazoa, Chordata, Mammalia, Primates, Cebidae. The record is from RefSeq and is a predicted model, not a curated record.